CCUUUUUUUGAUCUUUAAAAAAAAGUCUUUCUGUCGUCGUGGUUGCGCUAGCUUUUCCCGCUGUGCUGUAUUACGCCAACAAUCACAAUGGUUGCCGCUAAGAAGCAAAAAAAGACCAUUGAGUCUAUCAACUCACGCCUCGCGUUGGUAAUGAAAUCGGGCAAAUAUUGCCUGGGUUACAAGCAAACUCUGAAGACCCUCCGUCAAGGAAAGGCGAAGCUGGUUAUCAUUGCCAAGAAUGCACCUCCUCUAAGGAAAUCAGAGAUUGAAUAUUAUGCGCUUUUGGCAAAGACCGGAGUCCACCACUACAGUGGAAACAAUAUUGAACUUGGCACAGCUUGUGGUAAAUACUACAGAGUAUGCACACUUGCCAUCACAGACCCAGGUGACUCUGAUAUCAUCACCACACUGCCUGAAGCGACAGCCUAGAUAAGUACAAUAAAUAGACCAUAAAAACCA
This is a messenger RNA of Ostrinia nubilalis (European corn borer), 459 nucleotides long. RefSeq names its product large ribosomal subunit protein eL30 (gene RpL30). Bases 88 to 429 code for a protein of 113 amino acids. The record is from RefSeq and is a predicted model, not a curated record. The transcript has 4 exons. NCBI's taxonomy places the organism in Eukaryota, Metazoa, Arthropoda, Insecta, Lepidoptera, Crambidae. Gene Ontology annotation, cellular component: cytosolic large ribosomal subunit. Gene Ontology annotation, molecular function: structural constituent of ribosome; RNA binding.